Cylicocyclus nassatus is the source of this 1129-nucleotide messenger RNA. The record is from the annotation of a GenBank genome assembly. NCBI's taxonomy places the organism in Eukaryota, Metazoa, Nematoda, Chromadorea, Rhabditida, Strongylidae.
AUGUUUGCAGCAUUCGGCAUGAUCAGCAACACCAUCUGCCUCUACGUGGAUAUAUUCCUGCUGAUAAUCUGUGUUCUGCAAAUCCUCGCCAAUUUCGUUGUGCUCUACGUUUGGUGCACAACCAGACGACUUUAUCGAAACGACAGUCUUAUCUUGCUGGUUUCACUGGCAUUCAUCGACUUCGUCUAUGCGGUGCUUCAGUUUCCCUAUUUGAUUUUUCUGAUUUCUGGAGCAAGACCGGACAAUGUGCCCUUCGACUACGAUCCAUGGGUGGUAGUCCCACUAGGAGGUCCAUCUGCAGCCCUUAUGAAGUCUGGGUGUACGGUCACUACUGCCAUAGCAAUUGAUCGCCUUCUAGCAUUGUAUUUUCCAGUGGAUUACUAUAGAAGAUCGAAGCGAUACUGGUCGAUCGGAGCCUUCCUGUUUGCCAUAUUAUUGGCUCUCAUUGACUGGCUUAUCCUCCAAGUGACAGUCACUAUUCAACGAGUUCCUGGUUGCAGCUCUUUCGGAUGUUUCACUAAUGAGUUGUUCCGCGCUUACUGGGGACUAUCAAAUAUGAUGAUGAACCUGUUCUCAUGUCUACUAACAAUGGUAAUCAUGUAUCAUCUCCUCAAGCGUUCAGCGCGAUUAACAAAAGCGUCUGAAGUAGAAAGACACAAUAGGACCAAGAUUGAUAGGAGUGCUAAUCGGGUUGCCCUCUACAUCCUUCUUGUAUCAGCCUUGAUUGGAGUCGUUCCAGGUUGUCUCAACGGCGUUGGCACCGUACUCAGUUUCCAGCUGCUUGACGAAGUGUCUUUCUUUGUUGGGACUUGCGCCACUCUCUCUGGACUUUCUCAUGCAUUCAUCUUUGGCAUGGCUCACCAUCAGAUCAAAUAUGCCAUAUUGACGAAAGUCUGCUGUUUGAAACCCUCCAAUAAUAAGACAACUCGUGUGGAUGGUUCUAAUGCAGUGAUGUCUUAAACUAUCAAUGACGGGAGAAAGCAUGUGUUUUAUGGGAUUACACAGGGUUGCUCACGAAUAGGGAUCUCAAGAAUAUGUGAGUAGAUGUGCAAUUGCUCAAUUUUGUUCGUAAUUGUUCUGCUAUGUUUUGUCCACGUCAUGCAUUUGUUUGUCAACCGUUAUAAAUGGU